This is a messenger RNA of Ictidomys tridecemlineatus (thirteen-lined ground squirrel), 1287 nucleotides long. The record is from RefSeq and is a predicted model, not a curated record. NCBI's taxonomy places the organism in Eukaryota, Metazoa, Chordata, Mammalia, Rodentia, Sciuridae.
AGUCUUAGGAUGCUCCCUCCAUUCCUAGGUGGCUUCUCCUGCAGGUGUGUGGGCCAGGUCACUAAAGUCUCAGGGCUGCUGAUGAUCAGAUGUGUCCUGGCUCAACCCUGAGUACCCCCUGAGGCCAUGGUCCCCAGAUCACCACCUACCUUCCUCUGCUUUGUACCUGGGAGAGGUCCAAGCUGGGCCCUGGAGGGGUGGGCAGGAGGAUCAAGGUUGCCAAUCCAUACGUGCUGGGGGCUCUCACUGGCCUCCCACUCAGAGUGGGCUCUGGGUAUGGUCUCACGAUGGUAGAGAAAUGUAUCAGCAUCCCUUGCUACCAGGGCUCAGGGGAGGUGAUCUGCCCAAUGUCUACACUGUGUCAAACCAGACUCAGGGGUUGCUGGAGGAGGCCCGCAAGUCCUAGUGAACACACUGACCUAUUCUUCUUCCCUGCAGGCCUCCCUGAUCCCCCCAGAAGAUGCCAAAGUGGUGGGUCGCAGUGGCCACUCCGUGACGCUGUCCUGGGUGGCUCCCACAAGCGAUGGUGGAGGGGGUCUGUGUGGCUAUCGGGUAGAGAUGAAGAAGGGGUCCAAGGGCCAGUGGCGUUUGUGCCACGAGCUCGUGCCUGGACCUGAGUGUGUAGUGGAUGGACACUGACUCCUGGGGAGACCUACCAUUUUCGAGUGGCUGCUGUGGGCCCUGCAGGUGCUGGGGAGCCUGUGCACCUGCCCCAGAUGGUCAGGCUGGAACCAGUGGAGUCUGCACCUCCCCCACCCCCUAUCCCUGUGAGCCGGCAGGUGGUGGCCGGAGAGGAUGUCUGUCUGGAGGUGGAGAUGGCAGCUGAGGCUGGCGAGGUCGUCUGGCACAAGGGGAAGGAGUGCAUCCAACCAAGUGGGCACUUUGAGGUUCUUUCCCGGGGGCGGCAGCAGACACUGGUGAUCAAGGGCUUCAGGGCAGAAGACCAGGGCAAGUACUGCUGUGGCCCUGCCCAUGCCCUGGCCUCCAUGGAGGCUGCUACCUUCCAGGGUGAGUACUAGGUUUUGGGCUGGGAAACCUUGAAAGUGGAAGGGAGUGGCCUCUCCCACCCCAUCACUUUCUCCCGGGAGGUUGUCAGUGCCCCACCUCGGAGCCUGAUCCAGGUGCAUUCCCUGUGCAUGUAUCCCACCCCUACAGUGUGGGCCUGUGAAUCUAGGCCCAGGCUCACUGUGCAGAGCCAUUUUCUGUUCUGGUCACCACAUUGUCUAUGCAGGAGGUGAACUGACAUAGGGAGGGAAGACUGAGGCUCAGUGCUUCUAGACCUGGUAA